UGGACAACACAAAAUUGAUAAUAAUGUGACUAGAAAAAUUAUUAAAAUCAUUUUACAUUUAACUGAUUGAAACAGACAGUAUCCUAAUUUUUAAAAUAAUUUCAAAGUUGUAACUUCAGUAAAAGAAAUGGAUGCCGUACAAACUUCAUCGUGUGAAAAUGAUCCAAAGCCAGUUUUGAAAAACAAUAAAUGUGCACCAACACCAACACUUAUCAUAAAUAACCUUCACUCUGUUAGAAUACUAGAAGAAUUACAAUCUCAACGCAAAAAUGAAGUUCUAUGUGAUGUUAGAUUUGAAACAGAUGACGGUACUAUAGUAUACGGACAUAAAAUUGUUCUAAUGGUAGCUAGUUCAUAUUUCCGUGCAAUGUUAAGUAAUUUUGAUGAAAGCAAUAAAGAUGUUGUUAAUAUAAGAGAAUUAGACUCCACCGUCUUACAACUAUUAGUAGAUUAUAUUUAUACUGGAGAGAUUAUAGUGACAAAAGAAAAUGUACAGGACUUAUUACCAGCUGCAAACAUCUUGCAGUUAGAUUUUGUAAGUGCUGCGUGUGCAAAGUUUUUACAAAAACCACUGGAUGCAUCGAAUUGUCUUGGUGUCAGAGCGUUAGCUGACUUACAUAACUGAUUAGCUGUUUUAGAUGGUUUAUUGUAUGUUAUGGGCGGAAAAUUUAAUGGUACUGUAAAAAUUUACAACCCAAUUACCAAAACUUGGACCAUGAAAAUAUUGUCAAAACAUGAAAUUUUUGGUGGAGUAGUUUUCAAUAGACCAUCACAUCAUAAAUAAUCAGCAUAAAACAGAAUGUUCUCACUGUUGUUAAUAAUUUGAACAUAUUUAUAAAUAAUUCAUGAUGAUACGUGUAUUGUUCUAUA
Messenger RNA from Metopolophium dirhodum (rose-grain aphid), 870 nucleotides. Its product is annotated as kelch-like protein 12. NCBI's taxonomy places the organism in Eukaryota, Metazoa, Arthropoda, Insecta, Hemiptera, Aphididae. Bases 128 to 625 code for a protein of 165 amino acids. The transcript has 4 exons. Gene Ontology annotation, molecular function: protein binding. The record is from RefSeq and is a predicted model, not a curated record.